Messenger RNA from Physella acuta, 1578 nucleotides. RefSeq lists its product as uncharacterized. The record is from RefSeq and is a predicted model, not a curated record. Lineage: Eukaryota; Metazoa; Mollusca; Gastropoda; Physidae.
UGCUGAAGCAAGUAAACACGUAUUGAUAUUUACUCACUGGUGUGUGCUGUCUGAUGUCAAGUGGGGAGUUCAAAGAGUGACUGACAGCUGCUGAAUGUGAUGUGAAGGUCAAGGUUAUUUCAAUCAAACAGUUGCCACAGAUGACCAUAAGACUACAGUAAAGGCCAGUAGAGAUCUGUCACAUCAAGUUACAGGAAUCAACUUGGAUAGUCUAGAUGACCACAACAGUAUGGCCAGUGGAGAGGAUAGUCUAGAUGACCACAACAGUAUGGCCAGUGGAGAGGACAUCUCAACAUAUUUUACAGGUACACAUGAAGUACAAGAAUGUCUUGAAGGUCAAGGUGAGGUAGAUCUACACACACACGUGAAAAAGUGCGAGAAAAAUCCUGGCCAUAACAAAUUUAUACCUGUAAAUCAGUUAAGUCUUGAACAUUUUCCUUCUGGUUACCAUGACAACGAUGUGUAUGCCCUCACAAAAGCCCUGGCUGACCUAACUGUCAGGAUAGCCGUUAAGUUGACCAGUCCAGACAGACCAGAGUUUGUACCAGGCACUAAAGAUCCAUAUCCUUGCUACAACACCAGGGGACAGAACUCACUGCAUACAGGGACUGGAAGGGUGGGGUGGGUGUACAAGUACACAGAGGGAGAGGAUGGCAUAACUUGUCCAUGUCCUGAAUAUGACCACUCGGACACACCCAGCAAAGUGUGGUGGGAGGUUGGUGUGUUGACAGCCAAUCAUGUUGUUUAUGAUUCAAGUGAGGCGAGACAGUCCAGCUGUAGGUUGUGGUUUGAUGAUGAUAAAAGUCCAGUGGUCAACAUUUAUGGGUGGGAGGUGGAAUGGUCAGGCACUGAGGGAGACUGGUGUGAGUUGUGGUGUGUGACACAUGACGUAGAUGUAGGUGGUAAACUGGAUGAGAUGGUGAGGCGGUUUGAUGGUCUAUGGGGUAAAGUAAAUGACAAAUACGCGAGUCGUAGAGAUGUGGACAAGCUGACCAUUAUAGUGUCACAUCCUCAUGGCUGUUCUAAGCAGGUCUCUGUAGGUCACUGGGUACACAGGCAGGAGGUGGUGGGUAGACGGACCAGGUACACGUACAAAACGUCCACCUGUCCAGGUAGCAGUGGGGCUCUGGUCUACAGACUGGGGUGUGACAGGUUGUCUGACCAUCCCCACAGUGGAGCUAACUCUGGUGGAUUAAAUUAUAGUGGGGUGUACUGGGACUUUAACUUGUAGUUGUCUUCUCUUGUAUAGAAUGUAAACAAACAUGGCGCCUGUUGAAUGUCUGUCUUUUCUAGAAUGUAAACAAACAUGGCGUCUGUUGGAUGUCUGUCUUUUCUAGAAUGUAAACAAACAUGGCGCCUGUUGAAUGUCUGUCUUUUCUAGAAUGUAAACAAACAUGGCGCCUGUUGGAUGUCUGUUCUAAAAAUAUUUCUUGACAUUAUUGUAGAGCUUUAUUAAGCUUUUAAUUAAUUAUCUCGUUAUUUUUAUCAGAGAAAGAGUUGUUGAUUGUUUGAUUGGGAGUGGAGAAAAAAAUGUCACAAUUUUUGUUGUAAAUAUAAACGUAAAUAAAGUUUUAAAGC